Molecule: messenger RNA, 1083 nt
Organism: Pichia kudriavzevii
Lineage: Eukaryota; Fungi; Ascomycota; Pichiomycetes; Pichiales; Pichiaceae
Exons: 1
Coding region: 1-1083 (360 amino acids)
Biological process (GO): rRNA base methylation
Cellular component (GO): cytoplasm
Molecular function (GO): rRNA (uridine-N3-)-methyltransferase activity
Source: RefSeq, a predicted model, not a curated record
AUGGCUAGGCGUGGUAAAGGCAACUUAGCCAGUAAACUAAGACACCAACAGUUUGAGGAGAAAACCCAGAAGGAACUAAGUAAAAGAUUGGCCAAUAAGGAAUUAAACUAUUCUAAGAAUGCGAAAAAGUUACAGAAGAACAAGGUGAACGAGGAAUUAAUGGAAAAAGGUGUGGAAAUUCCAUACGAUGAGAAAAAAGUUUUCAUUCCAUUCAACUAUAACGAUAGGAUAAUUAUCAUUGGAGAUGGUGAUUUUUCCUAUUCCUUGAGUAUUGUGAAGAAGAAACUGAUCAAACCUAGCAAACUAAUUACCACAUCAUAUGACUCGUUAGAGGAGUUGUACGGAAAGUACACCAGGGAGACUAUCGAUGCGAAUAUUAAUGAGUUGAGAGAAUUGGGUGUAACGAGAAUAUACCAUGAAAUCGACGGCACAAGAUUAUGUGAAAGUUUUGGUAUUCAAUCCAAGAAUAAGAAGCGUGGUGAUGGGAGUGGGAAAUCUAUAAAAAUGCUUGGCGGUUUAACAGUUCAGAAUAUCCUUUUCAAUUUCCCUCAUAUUGGCAAACAUAUCAAAGAUGUGAACAGAAAUAUAAUGAAGAACCAGGAGAUGUUGCACGCGUUUUUUAAGAGUUGCUUGGAACUAUACCAGGUUUUAAGAAAACAAAGGGAAAACUUCAAAGGAAAGGCGGAAGAAGAAGAGGUGGUGGAAAGUAGAGAGAGUGAGAACAACCAAGACAGUGAAGGUGGCUUUGAUGAUUAUAACUCAAACCAUUCUAAACAUAAUGAUGACGUUUUCGGACAGCAGAAGAAUAAUGAUGAGGAGAAGGAGUUGAUCACGGUGACACUGUUCGACGGACAGCCGUACGACAACUGGAUGAUCAAAAGGCUUGCAAGGGACGCAAUUGGAUAUAGCGUACAGCGAUCAGGUAAAUUUGAAUGGAGGUUUUACAAUGGAUACCAACAUCGAAGGACCGCCGGUUUGGGAAAUACAAACAAGGCUGCGCACACGAGAAGUGCCAGAAUAUACAAAUUUGAGGUUUUUUCUCCCCGCAAGCACAGCAAAACCCACCAAUAUGACAGUGAUUGA